UUGGUCAAGUUUCCAUGACCCUCUAUUAUUUAUACACAUAUACCUCUUCCUUUUCCCUCGUUCAAGGAGCCAUUUUUUCCUUUUCGUCGCACCUUCAACUUCAACUCACUUGCACCUUCAACUUCAACUCACUUACCAUGCAAACAGCCACAAGGAAAGAAAUGGAAACCUUGGAACUCUUUCACAUGAACAAAGGCGCAGGCGAAACUAGCUAUGCCAUGAACUCUUCCGUUCAGAACACAAUUAUCUCUUGUGCAGAGGCAUGGAGGAAAAAAGCCAUUGUUCAAAUUCUGUGCACGAGUUGGCCUGAGAAGAUGGGCAUUGCUGAUAUGGGUUGUUCCUCCGGCCCUAAUGCCUUGAGGGUGAUUUCUGAGAUCGUGGAUGGCGUCUACGCCACCACGCGUCUGUUGGAGCGGCCGCCGCCGGAGUUGGUGGUGUAUUUGAACGACCUCUUCGCCAAUGACUUCAACAACAUCUUUGCUUCAUUGCCAUCUUUCUACAGAAAACAAAGGCAAGAAAAGGGAAGUGGGUUUGGAUCCUGUUUUGUUACAGCUGUCCCUGGCACCUUCUAUGGAAGGCUUUUCCCUGCCAAGACCCUCCACUUUGUGCACUCUUCUUCCAGCCUCCAUUGGCUUUCUCAGGCUCCUGUUGGAUUAGAAGACGGAAGUGGAAGAGCAUUGAACAAGGGAAAGAUCUACAUAUCAAAGAGCAGUCCUCAGUGCGUGCUGGAUGCUUAUUCUCAGCAAUUCAAGAACGAUUUUUCAUCGUUUAUUGCUUGUCGUUCGCAUGAAAUGGUAACUGGGGGACGCAUGGUCUUGUCUUUCAUGGGAAGAACAACCAUCGACCCAACUUCCGACCACAGUUGCUAUCAGUGGGAACUCUUAGCACGCUCCCUUAUGAGCAUGGUUUCUCAGGGUCUGUUAGAAGAGAAAAAGGUGGAUUGUUUUGAUGCCCCGUACUACGCGCCAUGCAUGGAAGAAGUGAAAAAGGUGAUUGAAAAGGAAGGGUCAUUCAUGGUAGAAGAACACGAUGCUUAUGAAAUAGAGUGGGAUGGAGGAAUGGAAUUGCAGAGUGAUUCGAGAGGAGAGAAAGUUUCAAGAACUGCAAGGGCUGUACUUGAGUCCAUGUUUGAAUCUCAUUUCGGACCUCACAUUAUGGAUGAGCUUUUUCGAAGGUUUGCACAACAUGUGGAAGAACAUUUGUCCAACAAUGACACCAAGUCCAUCAAUCUGGUCGUUUCCCUUGUCAAGCUAUAACAAGGUUGAAAAACUUGGAACACAUCAAAUAUUGUAACUGGUGGAUCUCAUUUAAAAAAAAAAACAAGU
This is a messenger RNA of Vigna radiata var. radiata (mung bean), 1325 nucleotides long. Its product is annotated as jasmonate O-methyltransferase. The record is from RefSeq and is a predicted model, not a curated record. Gene Ontology annotation, biological process: methylation. The coding region runs from base 15 to 1256 and encodes 413 amino acids. Lineage: Eukaryota; Viridiplantae; Streptophyta; Magnoliopsida; Fabales; Fabaceae. Gene Ontology annotation, molecular function: S-adenosylmethionine-dependent methyltransferase activity. The transcript has 4 exons.